AAACUGAAAAUUCACGCUCGAGUAAUUCAAUUCAACAAGGCACGUGGUUUGGUCGAUUCUCGUUUUCAACCAAGAUUCCUUUUCGUUAGUAAACAUGGCGGACGAAAUUGGGAAAAAUCAGAGUCCAGAUGACGCAUCUACGUUCGCUUCUUUGGGUGUAGUCGAUGUUCUGUGUCAAGCAUGUGAAAGGCUUGGUUGGAAAAGCCCUACAAAAAUUCAGAAAGAGGCUAUACCUGUUGCACUGGAAGGCAAAGACUUGAUUGGAUUGGCAGAAACUGGCUCUGGCAAAACAGGAGCAUUUGCCGUUCCUGUAUUACAGGCACUUCUUGAAAACCCACAAAGGCUAUUUGCCCUUGUUCUCACUCCUACAAGGGAGUUGGCAAUCCAGAUAUCAGAACAGUUUGAAGCCCUCGGUUCCUCAAUCGGAGUUAAAUGUGCUGUCGUAAUUGGUGGUAUUGACAUGGUUACACAGGCAGUAGCUCUAGCCAAAAAGCCCCAUAUAAUUAUUGGGACACCGGGAAGACUCAUCGACCACUUGGAAAAUACAAAGGGCUUCAGUUUGCGAUCUUUGAAAUACUUAAUAAUGGACGAGGCAGAUCGAAUUUUGAAUAUGGAUUUUGAAGAAGAAGUUGAUAAAAUACUUAGAAUUAUCCCAAAAGAAAGAAGGACUUAUUUAUAUUCUGCAACUAUGACUAAAAAGGUUCAAAAAUUGCAGCGAGCCUCGCUGCAGAAUCCCGUGAAAGUAGAAGUAUCAACCAAGUAUACCACAGUUGAAAAAUUGCAACAAAGCUAUUUAUUUAUUCCCCACAAGUUCAAGGACUGCUAUCUUGUUAGCAUACUAAACGAUCUUGCUGGCAAUUCAUUCAUGGUAUUCUGCGGAACUUGCAAUAACGUUCAAAGAAUCACCUUGCUGCUUCGCCAUUUGGGGUUUCAAGCAAUACCACUCCAUGGACAAAUGAGCCAGUCAAAACGUUUGGGAACAUUGAACAAAUUCAAGUCAAAAGAGAAAUCAAUUUUGAUAGCGACUGAUGUGGCAAGCAGAGGGCUGGAUAUACCUCAUGUCGACAUUGUUGUUAAUUUUGACAUUCCGACUCACUCAAAGGAUUACAUCCAUCGUGUGGGAAGAACUGCACGCGCCGGCAGAUCUGGAAGAUCGAUAACAUUUGUGACACAGUAUGAUGUUGAAUUGUACCAGCGAAUUGAACAGCUGAUUGAGAAGAAACUGCCGUUGUACCCAACUGUUGAGGAGGAGGUCAUGCUGCUUGUCGAGAGGGUCACUGAAGCUCAGAGAUUCGCAAAAAUGGAACAACGUGAUAUCGGGGAAAAGAGGAAAAGACCAUUAAAUGCAGUCGAUGAUGAAGAUCAAACAUCUUUAAAAAGUCUUACAAAGAAAUUUCGAUCCGAAAAAGGAGGUAGAAAUAAGCAAACAUUUAGAAAGAAAAAAGGAAAGUAAACAUCAUUGUAUUAAUUUUUGUUAAAUUUUACCGGUUGUAUGAAGA
Molecule: messenger RNA, 1499 nt
Organism: Rhopilema esculentum
Lineage: Eukaryota; Metazoa; Cnidaria; Scyphozoa; Rhizostomeae; Rhizostomatidae
Product: putative ATP-dependent RNA helicase DDX47
Cellular component (GO): cytosol
Molecular function (GO): RNA helicase activity; nucleic acid binding; ATP binding
Source: RefSeq, a predicted model, not a curated record